Acanthoscelides obtectus is the source of this 1093-nucleotide messenger RNA. The record is from the annotation of a GenBank genome assembly. Lineage: Eukaryota; Metazoa; Arthropoda; Insecta; Coleoptera; Chrysomelidae.
UAAUGUAAUGCGUUUAUGAAACAUGACCGUAUAUAGGGCAUUAACCUAGCAACUGGUACUAAGCAACCAACAAAAUGUGAUAUAAACAAAUAAUUAUGAAACCUAGUAGGCAUAUGCGUGAUUAGAAAUGAAUACUAAUCUAUUAUUUUAGAGAAACAUGUACGGAAUGCUUUGAAAUAUAAAUGAAACAUGAUUUCCAGAAAAGAUAAUCUACUUGUAAGACCUUGGGAAGAAAGAAAAUACCUUCACCAUCGCCAAAAGGUGAAGUCAGCCCUGCCAGCUAUAGACAACCGCCCUCCACCAUUCAGAGCGCACGUGGCCAUUAAAUGGAAGAAGCACCAAAAGGAAAUAGAACGAUGCAGUCAGAUAGAACGAGAAAACUUCAUUCUGUGGCAGAAAAUGAACGAUCUGGCCAAAACCAGCAGGAUAGAUAACGUGUGGAAAACGCCGCAACCGAAUUUUCUUAACCGAGUUGCAAUGUAUGAGCUCAUAGAUGAUCACAUUCCGGAUAUAGAGGAGUUGCUCAAGUUAGAUCUGGAGGAAACUGACGAUGAAGAGCCAGCGAGGAGUAGGAAGUCUAGCUGUUACGCGUGUAAUUCCAAGAGAGAUGUGGAAGUCGUCAAGAUCCCAGAAGAUAGAGUCCCAUGGGAGCCACCUAAAAAGCCAGUAGGCAGAGGUCGAAGCAGAUCUGUCCCUGUUAGAAAACCGUCAAGUGUGUCUUCUAUCAAAGAAUGUAGCGACUUCAGAAAAUCAUCUUCGAAAUCCAAACAAAAACCAAUGACUGCUACAAGGAAGAUAAGGUCUGCUACAGAAAAGGAGUUGAAAUCAAGCAAUAUUAAUGUCAGCAAACCUCCGCAGAAUAUUGAACUUAGUAGAGGAUAUUUGAAUUUGAAGAUCAAUUUUCCUUCAGAUUCUACGGUUAAGUAUCAAGAAGGAAAUGUACAGAAAAUUUUAAUGAAAGGAAUUUGUUUUUGUAAAAAUAAACCUUGGAAGUAGGUAUUCGUAUAAUUAAUAUUCGAAUCUAUGUUUUCCUAUAAUCCUGCAUUUACAAAACAUUUGGCUGUAAAUUUCCGGUGCCUAUAAUAAAAAUAAU